Molecule: messenger RNA, 9720 nt
Organism: Panthera uncia (snow leopard)
Lineage: Eukaryota; Metazoa; Chordata; Mammalia; Carnivora; Felidae
Gene: IKBKB
Product: inhibitor of nuclear factor kappa B kinase subunit beta
Exons: 22
Coding region: 198-2480 (760 amino acids)
Biological process (GO): positive regulation of transcription by RNA polymerase II; peptidyl-serine phosphorylation; tumor necrosis factor-mediated signaling pathway
Cellular component (GO): IkappaB kinase complex; cytoplasm
Molecular function (GO): IkappaB kinase activity; protein binding; ATP binding
Source: RefSeq, a predicted model, not a curated record
CACGUGCUCUGUGACGUCAGAGCAGGAAGUGUUUGAGGACGUCGCGCUGGGCUGGGAGGUUUAAGAUUCCCGCAUUUUAAUGUCUUUGGGGAGGUGCCAUAAGCCCCCGGUUUUUUCACCUCAGCCCCGCCUCCCCCGCCCCGGGGAGCGGCUCCCCUGCCCUGCGUCCCUGACGACAGAGUUAGCACGUCCUCAGUAUGAGCUGGUCACCUUCGCUGCCAACCCAGACAUGUGGGGCCUGGGAGAUGAAAGAACGACUUGGGACAGGGGGAUUUGGAAACGUCAUUCGAUGGCACAAUCAGGAAACAGGUGAGCAGAUUGCUAUCAAGCAGUGCCGGCAGGAGCUCAGCCCCCGAAAUCGAGAGCGGUGGUGCCUGGAGAUCCAGAUCAUGAGAAGGCUGAACCACCCCAAUGUGGUAGCUGCCCGGGAUGUCCCUGAGGGGAUGCAGAACUUGGCUCCCAAUGACUUGCCUCUGCUGGCCAUGGAGUACUGCCAAGGAGGAGAUCUCCGAAAGUACCUGAACCAGUUUGAGAACUGCUGUGGCCUGCGGGAAGGAGCCAUCCUCACCUUGCUGAGUGACAUUGCCUCUGCACUUAGAUACCUUCAUGAAAACAGAAUCAUCCAUCGGGAUCUGAAACCAGAAAACAUUGUCCUGCAGCAAGGAGAACAAAGAUUAAUACACAAAAUUAUUGACCUAGGAUAUGCCAAGGAACUGGAUCAGGGCAGUCUCUGUACUUCCUUUGUGGGGACCCUGCAAUACCUGGCCCCGGAACUCCUCGAGCAGCAGAAGUACACAGUGACUGUGGACUACUGGAGCUUCGGCACCUUGGCUUUUGAGUGCAUCACAGGCUUCCGACCUUUCCUCCCUAACUGGCAGCCCGUGCAGUGGCAUUCCAAAGUCCGGCAGAAGAGUGAGAUGGACAUUGUUGUCAGUGAAGACUUGAAUGGAGCGGUGAAGUUUUCUAGCUCCUUACCCUAUCCCAAUAAUCUGAACAGCGUCCUGGCACAGCGACUUGAGAAGUGGCUGCAGCUGAUGCUGAUGUGGCACCCACGACAGAGGGGCACCGAUCCCGUGUAUGGUCCCAAUGGCUGUUUCAAGGCCCUGGAUGACAUCUUAAACCUAAAGCUGGUUCAUAUCUUGAACAUGGUCACAGGCAUCAUUCACACGUAUCCAGUGACAGAGGAUGAGAGUCUGCAGAGCUUAAAGGCCAGAAUCCAGAAUGACACAGGGAUCCCCGAGGAGGACCAGGAGCUGCUGCAAGAAGCUGGUCUGGCAUUGAUCCCUGACAAGCCGGCUACUCAGUGUAUUUCAGAGGGCAAGCUGAAUGAGGGCCGCACAUUGGACAUGGAUCUCGUUUUUCUCUUUGACAACAGUAAAAUCACGUAUGAGACUCAGAUCUCGCCACGGCCCCAACCUGAAAGUGUCAGCUGUAUCCUUCAAGAGCCCAAGAGGAACCUCUCCUUCUUCCAGCUGAGGAAAGUGUGGGGCCAGGUUUGGCACAGCAUCCAGACCCUGAAGGAGGACUGUAACCGGCUACAGCAGGGACAGCGAGCUGCCAUGAUGAAUCUCCUCCGGAAUAAUAGCUGCCUCUCCAAGAUGAAGAAUUCUAUGGCUUCCAUGUCUCAGCAGCUCAAAGCCAAGUUGGAUUUCUUUAAAACCAGCAUCCAGAUUGACCUGGAGAAGUACAGUGAGCAGACAGAGUUUGGGAUCACAUCAGAUAAACUGCUGCUGGCCUGGAGGGAAAUGGAACAGGCUGUGGAGCUCUGUGGGCGGCUUUUUCAUCAGGAGAAUGAAGUGAAGCACCUGGUGGAGCGGAUGAUGGCACUGCAGACUGACAUUGUGGACCUGCAGAGGAGCCCCAUGGGGCGGAAGCAGGGGGGAACGCUGGACGACCUAGAAGAGCAAGCGAGGGAGCUUUACAGGAGACUUCGGGAAAAACCCAGAGACCAACGAACUGAUGGUGACAGUCUUGAAAUGGUCCGGCUGCUUCUUCAGGCCAUCCAAGGCUUUGAGAAGAAAGUGCGAGUGAUUUAUACGCAGCUCAGUAAAACUGUGGUUUGCAAGCAGAAGGCUCUGGAACUGUUGCCCAAGGUGGAAGAGGUGGUGAGUUUAAUGAACGAAGACGAGAAGACUGUUGUCCGGCUUCAGGAGAAGCGGCAGAAGGAGCUCUGGAAUCUCCUGAAGAUUGCUUGUAGCAAAGUUCGUGGUCCUGUGAGUGGAAGCCCAGAUAGCAUGAAUGCUGCUCGCCUCAGUCAUUCUGGUCAGCUAAUGUCUCAGCCUUCCACUGCCCCUAACAGCUUGCCUGAGUCUGUCAAGAAAAGUGAAGAACUGGUGGCUGAAGCACACACGCUCUGCACCCAGCUAGAAAAUGUGAUGCAAGAUACCAUCAAAGAGCAGGACCAGAGUUUAAGGUCUCUAGACUGGAGCUGGUUACAGACGGAAGAAGAAGAGCAGAAUGGCCUGGAACAGGCCUCUUGACUGUGUGGGUGGCCUUGACCACCUGAUGGGACUGCCUGCCCCGAGGCCCUCCCAUGGUGGCCCCCGCUGUCAUGAUGUCCCAGCAGUCUUCGGCACCCAGGCAAAGAUCUUCUCACUUCCCCAGGAGUUGUGACAUUCACCGUGGGCCAGGGCUGGCGUCCUCUGCAGGCACCGCCAGCAACUUGUCUGCACACUGGAAGUCUGCGUCUUGGAGGCUCAGCAAACACUGAUGCCAAGCAUGAGCAUUUAGGGAGACCAAGCCACUGCAGCUGCUUCCUCUGGUCUGGAAAAAGUUCUCAAAGUACUUUGCCCCACAGAUCACUGGACAAAUGUCUAACAUGACUCUUUCAGGACAAACUGUGGAGGACGCUUGGUGUCAGCCUGCCCUCUCCUGACCCCUCCUGAUCUCCAGAGGUCCUGAUCCGCCUGUCCUCACAGCUAAUGUUUCAUCUGGAUUUGGAACUAAACAGACUUUUAAAUUGUAGACUUGGCAUGGCCCCAUCCUUUCUCUUCCUCUUUUCAUUUCACUGCUGCUAAAAUUUCCCUUUUACCCACUACUUUGGUGGUCGUGCCCCCAUUGGCAAGGUCGUAGGUGAAUGCCAGCUCUCCCCAUCUGUAGCCCUUUCAGCCACAGAGUGACCUGCCAGCACCAGGUCAGAGAGCAGCUUCCUUCCUUCGGGUCCCGGAGACUACCUGCGAAUGAGCUCUUGUGCAGAAGAACGGAAGAAAAAAAGGGUUUCUGUCAACCACAAGUCUGCUGACCCCUGUGCCCACACCUGUCCCUGCUCAGACACAUCUAUGUGCGGUGGUGCUGGGAUGGGGGAGCGCCUGUUUCUCAUAUCAUCUAGCAGUAUUAUUAAAUUGACUUAUUUAAAAAAUAGUUUCUAUAUUUUGCAACAUGACUCAAGCAUUUAUACUGGGUUCCACAACCUGUUUUUGGCAAUAUUUAUGGUCAGGACUUAGGAACUCAAAAACCAGCUUAAUGGAAAAUGUUAUAAAAUUGAAUAGUGCCUGGAUCUGAUGUUGUCUUAGCACAGCACUGCUUCUUUGACACUUCACAAAAGUUCUUUAUGUUAAAAGCAGGAAAACAAAACGAGUUUAGAUGAUCACAAAUAGGCGAGUUUGGUCAGAAAAGAAAGUUGGAAUAGGAGGAUUUUACAAACUGGCUUCCAUGGAAACAGUACAAAGGGUUUCAGGGCCAAGUACAUUUAGGAAAUGCUUCAUGCUUUAAUUGCCUCUUGGAGAUUCCCAUUGUACACUGGCAUAGUAAAGUUUCUGAGAGUCCUACAAUAAUAAACUGGCUUAACUGUGUAAAUCUACUGUUUGCCAAAUGCCUUUGACAGCAGAGCCAUUUUUCCCCCAUGUGAGUGUAACAUUUGAUACAGCAUGAUUUUGGAAACACUGGUGAGGAACAUAGUGGGAAAUAAGACCAGAACAGGAGGCUGCGAUGGAGCCAGACUGGGGAGGGAAUGAAUGCGAGACUAAGGGUUAUGAGCUUCACUGAAGAAUUUUAGCAAGAAAAUGACAUCACCAAAGCAAUGGUUUAAAAAGGCUAACAUAGGGGCUCCGGGGUGGCUCAGUGGGUUAAGCAACUCUUGGUUUUGGCUCAGGUCAUGAUCUCACGGGUUCGUAAGUUCGAGGCCCACAUCAGCUCCACACUGACAGUGCAGAACCUGCUUCGGAUUCUCUCUUUACCUGUCUGUCUUCCCCCACCCCAAAUAAAUAAAUAAACUUUAAAACAUUUUUUUUUUAUAUUAAAGGAAAAGACUAACUGGAAUAUGCUAAUUGAUUAAAAAAAGUGAAAACCGGGAGAUAGGACUUGUCCUUCCAAAAUGAUAAGGUAAAUGUACUUUCCCCUAUUCCUCCCUUUAAGUAUGGCUGAAACCUGUCAACAUUAUCUAUAAACAAAUAGAGGAAGACUCUGAAAGGUAGAAGCCAGCAGACCAUCUAGGGACCUUGGACCUGAGGAAGGACGUGGUGGGGAGUUCUGUGGGCUUUGCUUUUGCCUCAUCUCUCCCCAAUCGGGUGCUGGAGAAGCCACCCCAGAGGCACGACUGAGGAGACUGGCUCCCUCUAGCGGUAUUAGAUUCCCAGGGCUGCUGUAACAGAUGGCCACAAACUGCAGGGCUUAAAGCACCAGAAUUUUGUUCUCUCAAAGUUCUAGAGGCCAGAAGUCAGAAAUUAAGAUGCUGGCGUGGCUACACUCCCUUCAAGGUUUCUAGGGGAGACAUGUUCCUUUCCUCUUCCAGCUUCUGCUGGCUCUAGGUGAUCCUUGGCUUAUCGGUACAUCUGACCAGUUUCUGCAUAAGUAGUUAUAUUGCCUCCUUUUCCAUUUAUCAAAUCUCUCCUGUCUCUAGAGACAGGACCCAUUGGAUUUAGGACCCAUUCCAAUACUUUGGGAUAGCUCCUCUUCUCAAAAUCCUUAAUCACAUAUUUUGCCAUAUAAGGUAAUACAGGUUCUGGGAAUUAGGUCAUGAACCUACUUUGGUGGCAGGGGGAGGUCACUGUUCAACCCAUUACACUAGUCAAAGAGCUAGGACAGGGGCAGCCUAGGAACACAGAAAAUUUUUAAACAAUAACCACUCAAUUUCAGUUAACACUACAGAAAAAAAAAAAAAAAAAUGUCUUACCUCUGCUAGAAAGACCAGAUAGGAAGCUUAAACUUCACCAGGUGAGGAACUGGGACUUUCACUGGUGCUAAGCAGUAACAACGUCUCCCCCCGCCACCCAUUUCCAACAUCCCGCUGGGUUAAAUGGAGACCGAAUGGGGAACAGUAAGGAGGCACCUUGCCCCUUCCAACCAAGUUGGUAUUGGUGGAGUAAUGAAGAGCCCUUCCCACUCAGGUGUCAGCAGAAGCCAAGUGGGAAGCCUGGGCUUCCACUCACCCUUGAUAGAAAUGAGACAGCACUCUGCUUUCCCUGCUGGAAUAAUGUCAGAGCAGACCUGCUAACACAGAAGAAUUAAAUAAAAUCCGGAGUCUCAUCACCUGAAAUUCUGAUGUCCAGAUUUCAAUCUAAAAUCACUCAUCAUACCAAGAAUCAGGAAACCUCAACUGAGAAAGGAUAAGACACUGAGGUGGCAAAAAUUUAGAAUCAUCUAAGAGGGUUUUAAAGCAAUCACCAUAAAAAAAUGCCUCAAACACUUAUGACCUUGCUUGAAACAAAUGAAAAAAUACAAAGUCUCGGCAAAGAAACAAGAUGCGAGGAAGAACAAAGUGAAAAUUUUAGAACUGAAAAAGACAGUAACAAGUAAAAAUGUCAAUGGGUAGGGUCAACAGCAGAAUGCAGAGUAAUAAACCAGUGAGCCUGAAGAUAGAACGAAAAUUUCCCGACCAAAACAACAGAGAAAACAAAUUGGGAAACAUAACAACAGAGCCUCAAAGGCCUGUGGGAGUGUACUAAAAGAGCUAAUAUUGAUGUCAUUCAAAUCCCACGAGGAGAGAAGAAAGAGGGUGUGGUUGAAAAGUAGUCAAAGUAGUAGCUGCAACUUCCCCAAAUUUGGCAAAAAACAAAAAUAAAACACCUUAUAUAUUCAACAAGCUGAGCAAACCCCAAACAAGAUGAACUGACACAAAGAAAGAAGUCCACACAAACACAUAUAGUCAAGCCUCUAAAAAUUAAAAACAAAGGAAAAAAUGUGUAAAUCUCCAAGACAUGUAUUUUACUUUUGAGGGAAUAAGGUGGUAGAAAUUAUUUGAAUGACAGUGGAUUUCUUAUCAGAAAUGAAGGAAGCCAGAAGAAAUGACAUGAUAUUUUUCAAGUGCUAAAAGAAAAGAACGGUCAACCCCGAAUCCUUUUCCAGCUAAAAUAUACUAGAGGUACACUCAAAAAUGUCAUCUGAAUGAAGGACAAAGUCAUGAAAUUCUCAAAUGAAAGAAAAGAGAAUUUGUAGACAAUAGACAUGCCCUAAAAGAAUGACUAACUGAAGUUUUUUAAAUAGAAAGAACAUGAUAAAAGAAGGAUUCUUGGAACUUCAGAAAAGAAGGAAGAGGGGUGCCUACGUGGCUGAGUCAGUUAAGCAUCUGACUCUUGAUUUCGGCUCAGAUCAUGAUCUCAUGGUUCAUGAGUUCAAGCCCUGUGUCAGGCUCUAACUGACAGUGUGGAACCUGCUUGGAAUUCUUUCUCCCCCAGUCUUUCUGUCCCUCCCCAGCUUGUGCUCUCUCUCUCUCUUUCUUAUAAUAAAUAAAUAUUUGGGGGGAAAAAAAAGGAAGGAAGAAUUAAAUAAGGAGUAAAAAUAUGGAUAAAUACAAUAGACUUUACUUUUCUGGAGUUUUCUAGACUAUGUUUGAUGGUUGAAACAAAUAUUAUGACAUGAUUUGAUAUGGUUCCCAAUCUAUGGAGAGGAAAUAUUUAAGAUAAAUGUAUUAUAAAUAGAAAAGGGUAAAGGGAUAUAAAGAGAGGCAAGUUUUCUAUACUUAAAAUGAAUUCAUAAAGUGACACUUUAAACUCAAGCAUCAGGUAAACUGAUAAGAUUACAUAUGUAAUAUGAUAUCUACAGCAACCACUAAAAAAAGCUACACAAAGAUAUACACUUGGAAACACUAUAGAUAAAUCAAAAUGAAAACAUUUUAAAAGUUGAUUUGUUUUGAGAAAAAGAGCAUGCAUGCUGGAUGGGAAGGGGCAGAGAGAAGGAGAGAGAAAAAUCCCAAGCAGGCCCAACACAGGACUCAAACUCACGAACCUUGAGAUCAUGAUGUGAACCAAAAUCAAGAGUCAGAUGCUUAACUGAUUAAGCCACCCAGGCGCCCCUCAAAGUGAAAGUUUUAAAAAUGUUUACAUAACGUUAAGGAAAGCAGGAAAAAGAAAACAGAAAAAGCACCAAGAAUAAGCAGGAAACAAAAAAUUAAAUGGCAUAUUUAAGCCUUAACACAUAAAUAAUUAUAUUAAAGGUAAAUAGCACGAAUGGAAGGUACUGGUGGAAAUGGAAAGAGUGUAGAGAAUGUGAGUGAUAUGAACAUUUAGUAACAUAUUCUAUGUAUAUAAGUGCUUAGUACAAAUUGACAAUACUCUAUUUACUAGUCAGCGGAGUGCUGGUUUUAUCUCUAUCCUUUGCUUCUGGACCCAUUCUGAUUAAUAAAUAUAAGGUAGCAACUCCUUUUCCCUUCAUGUCAUCUUGACUCCAAUUUACGUGAAAUUCAAAAAUUUUGAAAACAAAGCUAUUAUGGCAUACAAUUUGAUGUCCCCAUUGAUAGAAUUUCCUAGAAAAGUGUUGUUCAGUAGAACGUUGUGUGAUGAUGAAAAUGUUCUCAUCUGCAACGGCCAGUAGGUAGGUAGCUACUAAUGACACGUGAGUGGUGAGCACAACUAAGGAACUGAAUUUUUACUUUAUACUUUUUAUUGGAUUUCAUUUUAAAUGUUCAUGGCCACAUGUGACAAGUGGCUCCUGUAUCGGACAGAGCAGUUUUAGAAGAAAAACACAGUCUUUAAAAGCUGCAUUUGGAACAGAACCAGCAUUUAUGGAUUGGCUAGUAUCUGCCAGGCAAUGAAAUAACUUUACUUGAAAUACACGUUUCAUCAACUCUAGAAAGCACAUUUUUUUCUCAGUGGGAUAUGUCUUUGAAUGUGUGGCAUGUCACAGAUAAAGGGGUCAGGUGGCAGUUGUGUCUGUUGUCAUUUACUUGUGGGAACUUGGUCCUAGCUGUCUCUGCGGAGCUGUAUCCCUUUGGUAUCACCCAUGUGGAGUUGAAUUGCCUUUUAAAAUCUCUUCAGAAAGAUUUCCCUUUUGGUUUGAUUUGAGAAAUUUACCGUGUACCCAGAAAGGCAUAAAAACAGCAGUGAGCAUAAAUCUGACAUGGUCAAAUGAAUACUUCUUGAGGAGAUAUGACGAUAAUUCGUUUCAAAGUAACAGCCACAUUCUUAGGGGUUCUAAGACAAGAAUAUACCUAUGGGUAGGUGAGGCUGUCUAUUUGUCACUGAAAUACGAGCAAAAGGACUGCUUAUCACAUGUCCAGCAAUGCCACUGAAGGCAAGAGAAAUUGCCAAAUCCCUCAGAAUAGCUGGAAAAAUUCAAAGCAACAAGAGGCUUUGUGUGUGACUAAUCCAUUUCUCAUCCAGGAUUAUAGUUAAGACAUUGUGCCAUAGUUUAAUUGAUAGCAUUUUUUUCUUAGCAGUACAUAAAAUUAUGGCCUUUCUUACAAUUUAGUGGGUUUAAGAUUGUUAAAAUAUAUAUAUAUAGUCUUCUAUAGUCCUCACAAUCCUAAUGAAGUAAGUGCUAUCAUUAUCUUCAUUUCGUCCAUGAGGAAACAGAGGCAUGGAGCGGUUUAAUAAGGUUAAAUUAAAUCUGACCUUCUUGAGAGGGCCAAGAGGUCUCCCAAAAGCGACUCUUCAUCCUGGAGGGGCUGUAGGAGUGGGCAGAAGUCUCACUGCCUCCCGGUUUGUUGGAAUGAUGGCCCCCAUGGGGUGUUGUGCUCCUGCACAAAUUCCUGUGCACUAACGUCAGGAUGUUCAGAGGUUUUUAAAAACUUAUUUAUUAUGGAGAUUUGACAAAUAUACAAAUACAGACAAAAUCAUGUAGUAAAGUUCUAUAUUCUAAUCGCCCAGAUUCAAAUUUAUCCAUGCAUGGUCAAUCAUAUUAUUUCCUCACCAGCUGUUUUAUGAAUGAAGAAAAUCUCAGCCAUCGUAACAUUUCACCCAUAUGGAUUUCAUUAUGUACCUCUAAAAGCUUAACCCUUUUCUUGUUGUGAUUUCAACAUAACUACAAUACCACUUUCAUAAUUCUUUCAUUCAGGAUCCAGUCAAGGGAAUGAAACUACACAGCAAUUUCAACAAGGAAAGUUUCAUUUAACAGGGAAUUGGCUUCUAACGGGUAAAGAUAACUAAGAAUGCAGGAAUAGCUAGAAAAGAAUAGCCACUACCCCAAUGGCUACAGAAGUCCCACCCCAUCCCCAAGGCUGAAAGCCAGACAUCAUCAGAGAGGGUGUGGCGUGGCCUGCCACUGCAUGAUGGAGAAGUUUCCAGAGGCCCCGAGUUGGCAGACUUAGGAAACUGCUCUCUGGCACAGCGUAGGGUGGGGAGCAGCUGUCCAUUGGGAGGAACUGCACCCCACAACUCACUGAGAAACUGCCAACGGGAGGGGCACAACACCUGUAGGGUGCCAGGGGAAUCUUCCUGCUGGUUCCACACACUUUAGGAGCUGCCCAUAGGAUCCCACCAGUGUCCUUCCAGUGUUCCCUGUGGCAAAGUUUAAAAUUGUGCCAGGUGGCAAGGGAGAGAUGUUCCAGUAUAAAAAAAAAAAAGACAA